AGUCGCAUCAUGAUCAACAUGAACGGAGAGGCUAGCUGGAUGUAGUUUAUUUCUUUGAGGUACAAUCUGCCUACUAGGCAUCGUGGCAUCAUAUAUUUUCCUGUCCUCAAAGCCGCCCAUCCAUUUCCCUUUUGACAGUAGACCAGUUUCCGUACCCAUCACACAUCCAAAAAUGGCGCCACACCACGACGACAAGACCCCGGCGCCGGCAGAGGGCGCCAAGGCCGAGUACCUGGCCCAGCUGCCGUCGCAGAACGUGGCGCCGCUGUGGACCGUCAUGUCGGCCAUGGUGCCGCCGCGGCCGAACCCCAAGGCCGUCGUGGCCAAGUGGUCGUACCCGGAGCUGCUGCCGCUGCUGCUGCGGAGCGGCGAGCUGGUCGACACGGAGGAGGCGGAGCGCCGCGUGCUCAUGCUCGUCAACCCGGCCAUGCGCGCCCCGCACACCACCGACACCAUCUACGCCGGCCUGCAGCUCAUCCUGCCGGGCGAGACGGCCCGCGCCCACCGCCACACGGCCUCGGCCCUGCGCUUCAUCGUCCAGGGCGACCGGGGCUUCACCGCCGUCGGCGGGAGGAAGAUCACCAUGGAGAAGGGGGACGUCAUCCUGACGCCGAGCUGGGAGUGGCACGACCACGGCCACGACGGCGACGGCCCCAUGAUCUGGCUCGACGGGCUCGACCUACCCCUGUUCCAGUCCUUCCCCACCAACUUUGCCGAGAUAUACGACUCGCCGCGCUACCCGAGCGAGCACUUCCACGACGAGGUCGACAUCCGCAUCCCCUGGACGACCGCGCGGGCCGCCCUAGACGGCCAGGAGGACACCUGGGCCACGUUCCGCUACACGCGCAGGCCCGGCGGCGCGGGCGCCGAGCCCGUCGAGAUCUCGAGGACGCUGGGCGCGCAGGCCGAGCGGGUCGACGCGGGCGCCGCCAGCGCGCCCGUCAGGGAGACGUGCUCGUUCGUGUACCAUGUCUACGAGGGCACGGGCAGCAGCGCCCUGCGCCUGCCUGACGGCACGGAGGAGGUUGUCAAGUGGGGGCCCGGCGACACCUUUGCCGUCCCGGCCUGGACCGAGAGGGUGCACCGGGCCGACGGGGGCGUGCGGUGUUACCUGUUUGCGGUGAAUGAUUUGCCCAUGCUCAAGGCGCUGGGUAUGUACAAAAAGGAGUAGGGAUUGGGGAUAUCACUGCUGUAUAUUAUCAUAACAAGACCAAAGGAUUAUUCACAUGCUAUGUAUUAUCAUGGCAAGACCAAAGGAUUAUUCACAUG
Molecule: messenger RNA, 1269 nt
Organism: Gaeumannomyces tritici R3-111a-1
Lineage: Eukaryota; Fungi; Ascomycota; Sordariomycetes; Magnaporthales; Magnaporthaceae
Exons: 2
Coding region: 173-1171 (332 amino acids)
Molecular function (GO): dioxygenase activity
Source: RefSeq, a predicted model, not a curated record